This is a messenger RNA of Symbiodinium sp. CCMP2456, 2742 nucleotides long. The record is from the annotation of a GenBank genome assembly. Lineage: Eukaryota; Dinophyceae; Suessiales; Symbiodiniaceae.
AUGGCCGAGCCCGAUGAUCCGCUCGUGAUUAAUGUCGUGGGUCGACACAAGGAGCGCGAAAAUCAGGAUCUCCAAGGUGAAUACCACAUGAUCGGCAUGGUGCACGGCCGUCCUGCUUAUCGCAAGCCUGGCACGAGGACGGUGAUUAGAUACUGGCCUGUCGCUGACCGCUGGCUGAUCGACAGGGAGGGUGUCCAGGAGUCUGAUAUUUGCAACGCCUAUGCAGAGCAGGGCGGUGCGAGGCACCCUGCAGUCGAGGAGCUCGUGUGGAGAGUUUGGGAGUCUCAGCAUCGGCAGCAUGUCCGUGACCCCGAGUUCCUGGUGACAGCAGCGCCCAACACCAUCCAAGUGCUUGGGCGUGCUGCUGGAAAGGAGAACUGGGCCUUGAACGGCGAGUACAAGCUGAUUGGACUUCAUCAAGGCAAAGUUGCGUACCAGAAGGCAGGCAAGUUUAAGCAUGCCAUCCGAUACUGGAGAGUCGGAGACAGGUGGCUUAUUGACCUGGAAGGUCUCCGAGAUGUGGAUAUUUGCAAUGCGUAUGCAGAUGCGCAGAACACCAGCUAUCCAGGUGAGAUCCGGCUUCAGUGGCACAUCUGGGAUUCAACCAGGCAGCGUCACACUUUAGAUAGUAGCUUAUGCACUUUGGUGACACCAUCCGUCAUCGAAGUGGUCGGUCGGGAGUCGCCAAAGGAAAACACAGCGAUGAACGGCAGCUACCACUUAGUCGGGCUACAUGCUGGCCAGCCGGCCUACAUGAAGACGGAUGGCAGCGGUCACGCGAUCCGCUACUGGCCGCGAGAGGAGCGGUGGCUCAUAGAUCUAGAUGGCUUGCGAGAUACAGAGAUCUGCAAUGCUUAUGCGGAAGCAGGUGGAACAGGAGCUCAUAUGCAUCCUGGCCAUCUGAAUCUGGUUUGGCACGUCUGGGAGACGAGCCGUGGGCGGCACCUCACGGAUCCAGCGGUGCGUUCGUUCGUCGCACCACACUUCGUGAGAAUUUCUGGCCGGGACCCAUACAAGGAAAAUUCUACGAUCAACGGGGAUUACGAGCUCGUAAAGAUCGUAGAGGGCAAGCCAGCCUACAAGAAGGCGGAUGCUGACCACGUGAUUCGAUUUUGGCCGGCGGAGGAGCGAUGGAUUAUUGACCUCGAAGCUGGCUUUCAUGGCGGAGAUGUCGCGAACUCCUUCGCAGAUGCCAAAGGUGCAGAGAACCCUGGCAACAGCGAGUUGUGGACUGGUCCAAAGUGCCCGGAGUGUCAGACUGACGACCGCGCAAUGAUCCUCGCUUGGACACAGUUCAGUUCCGCUCACUUCCCAGAGAAGCACGCCAGCUUCGCUAACGUUUGCUCGCGGAGCUCGCCAAUUCCAUUUGUCCUGAUUCUGGGUCUCGUUAUGGCCAGUGCUGACCGCAUCAGCUUGGUCGAGCAUCGUGUUGGAGUGUUAGUCCGUGUCCAAAGCGAGAUAGCCAUGAACACUCCAGCUGUUAUCGUUUUCACUGAUGGAGUGCGCCGGCUUGCCGAGCCUGGCAGUGGUUCGAAGGAUGCCUGCCGGGUCUGUGUUUUCGCCGAGCACGAGAAAGAGGGGCUUCCUAGCAUCGUUGUGUUGGCAUCUGCAGCCGUGGUCGUCUUGGCCGGACAGUGUUUUCAUGUGGCCGCUGAGCUGCCGUGCUCAGCAAGGACUGGCGAAUGUGAGGUGCAGCAAGACUUGGACUUCGUCGGGCUCACCGAGGCGAAUGAUACUGCAAAUCGCUUGGGUGCCGCUCCCCCCGAACUGGCUGUGGCAGCCAAGGGGAUUUCUAUGGACACGCCUAAGAUCUUGGUGCUCCUCAUGUUCGCAACAGCGAUGCUGUCGUGGAUUCUCGCCACCGUCAAGUGGGCGGUCGAUGGUUCGCUGCCUGCCAGGCUUGCGGUGUGGGGCCUGCUGCCCGAGGCUUUCGCGGCCAUCAGCGUGCGCUCGGUCGCGGCGUUGCUGCGCCUGAAGAGCGGCUCCACGCCGGUGCUGGCGCUGAAGACCUGCAUCAGCGAUGGCAACGUGGAGGACCUGGCCCAGGCCCUGCGUCGGCACGGCAAGCAGGCAGAGCUGCAGUCCCUGGAGCUGCCCUACAACCACGAGCUCACCGAAACAGGUGUCCAGCAGCUGGUUCAGGCAGUCACCGAAGGAGGGGUGGAACUGGAGGAACUGGAUCUUUCCUUCAACGCGCAACUAGGUGAUGCUGCAGUGCGUGUCGUGCUGCCGUUGUGCGUGCCGCCCUUCCGAGUCUCAACGCUGAGGCUGGUGGACUGCUCCUUGGGCUGCGAUGCGCUGAAGCUGCUCGCGCAGCAUGCGACAAGGCUUCGGCUGAACGUCCUGCACCUUUCGGCGAACAAGUUCACCGGACUUGGUGACAUCUUGGUGGAGGUCAUGGAAGCCCCAGUGCUGGAGGACCUGGCUUUGGUACACUGCGCUCUUUCACUGGAGGACCUCACGAGUGUUGCAGAGCAGCUACCGUACACCUCCUUAAAGUCCAUCCAGCUGGCGAGCAACCAAAUCGACGGGACCGGUCUCAAGGUUCUUGCGGAACAGCUUCCGAAGUCUCAGCUGGAUGAGCUCGGGCUGGAGCAGAACCUGUUGAAGUCGGAGGACUUGAGCUGUCUUGGGACCGCGUGGGCAAAACGCCCGUUCUCGCGGCUGCGGCUUGGCGGGAAUGCUGUGGAGAAGGAAGAGGUGGCGAACUUCAUCAAAACUCUGCGCCUGCUUCAAGCAUGA